Messenger RNA from Ipomoea triloba (trilobed morning glory), 1820 nucleotides. RefSeq names its product UDP-glucuronate 4-epimerase 3. NCBI's taxonomy places the organism in Eukaryota, Viridiplantae, Streptophyta, Magnoliopsida, Solanales, Convolvulaceae. The record is from RefSeq and is a predicted model, not a curated record. The coding region runs from base 190 to 1518 and encodes 442 amino acids. The transcript has a single exon.
GAAUUUACAUAGGAGUAGAAGAGAAGUAAUCCGACAAAUUAUACACUUUCCAUAAUACACCGCCGCCCAUCGGUCCACAGUCGCCAUUAAAAAAGCUUUCUUUCAUACCAGAAAUCAAGGUUAAAUUUUUACAGUGUAAUCCUCAACCUUUAAAUCACCGAACGAGAGUGAUCGUCGGUGAAGAAGAGAAUGACUCAGCCAAAAACCGUUCUUUCUCACUUUGACUCUAUGCCCUCUACUCCGGGCAAGUUUAAGCCGGAGAAAUCCGCUUUUUACCGUCUCCGCCUUCAACCCAGGCUGUUUCUCCGGUUUAUACUCUGGUCCUUCGUCUUCGUUUUCGUUAUUCUUCUCUUUUUCUUCUUCUCCCCGCCGGCUUCCGGCGCCAGCAACCGGAGGAAUUUGAUCGACAAGCAGGCCCGGUCCGUGACGGACCAGCUCGGCCCGAAUUGGGAGCGUAGGGUUCGGGCAUCGGCGUUGCCCAGGUCGAAGUCGGGGUUCUCGAUUUUGGUUACCGGCGCCGCCGGGUUCGUUGGGUCCCACGUCUCUCUGGCCCUGAAACGCCGCGGAGAUGGCGUUCUCGGGCUCGAUAAUUUCAAUAAUUAUUACGAGGUCGGGCUGAAACGGGCCCGGAAAUCCCUCCUGGCCCGGUCCGGCGUUUACAUCAUCGAAGGCGACAUAAACGACGCCGUUUUGCUGCAGAAGCUCCUCGACGCCGUGGCGUUCACCCACGUGAUGCAUUUGGCGGCGCAGGCGGGAGUUCGGUACGCAAUGCAGAACCCAUCCUCGUACAUCCACAGCAACAUCGCUGGGUUCGUGAAUUUACUCGAAGCCUGCAAAUCAUCAAACCCUCAGCCGGCGAUCGUCUGGGCUUCAUCGAGCUCCGUUUACGGGCUCAAUUCCCAGACACCCUUUUCAGAAAAAGACCGAACGGACCAGCCCGCAAGCCUCUACGCCGCCACAAAAAAGGCCGGCGAAGAAAUUGCCCACACUUAUAAUCACAUCUAUGGACUCUCCAUCACCGGCCUUCGCUUCUUCACGGUUUAUGGCCCUUGGGGAAGGCCAGACAUGGCUUAUUUCACCUUCACUAAGGAUAUCCUAAGAGGAAAAGAGAUUAAGAUUUUUGAGACCUCUGAUCACCAUUCUGUUGCUAGGGAUUUCACUUAUAUUGAUGAUGUUGUGAAGGGCUGUCUUGGAGCAUUGGAUACUGCUAAGAAGAGUACUGGGAGUGGAGGGAAGAAGAAAGGGGCAGCGCAAUUGAGGAUUUACAAUUUGGGGAAUACAAAGCCUGUGCCUGUUGGGAAGCUUGUGAGCACAUUGGAGAAGUUGCUGAAAAUGAAGGCUAAGAAGAAGGUUUUGGUUAUGCCGAGGAAUGGGGACGUGCCCUUUACGCACGCGAAUAUCACUUUGGCUCGUGGGGAGCUCGGGUAUAAGCCCACCACUGAUCUCGAGACCGGGUUGAAGAAGUUUGUGAAGUGGUAUCUUAACUACUAUGGUUCCAAGAAGAGAAGUGCGUGGUGAAAGUUUGGAACUUGAUAACCAUAUGCUCUUGUUUCGUUGUUAGUGUAUGGUUUUACUGCGUUUAUAAUGAAUUCCCAUCGUUAUAUGCUUACAUUGCUAUUGUCUUAUUACAGUGCAUUUGAUUGGAAGGCCUUUCGUUACUUAUUGGUUUACAAGCUGAGAUCACUUCUUGAAUUUAUCACUUUGUUGUGAAUUGUGAGACGUUUCGUUUUGUAGGUAAGAGGUGUACAUUCUGCAACUGGUGGUAUAAAAACGUUUGGAAUUCAUUAGCACUCUUGUUAUAUCUCAUAUGUUCUUAUAAA